UUUUUUUUUGAAAUGUUUAUCUACACAUCAGUUAUUGCUUGUGUAGACGUGGAGUUACAAUAUUACCAAAGGAAUUACCUCAGUGGAUACAAUAGUUUGAGGCAGGAAUGCAUUUAAUCGUUGCCAAUAUUUUUUUGGGAAUGUGCAUUGUCUGAACUUAUAUUAUUGGUGGAAAUCCUUGACAUUAUUGAUAGUGUAGCGAACGUAAUUUAUUUUAAAGUCAAGCGUCGUAAGUUGCUUGUAAAUAAAACAAAAUCGAGUGAGAUAAGAGAAAGAUGAAAAUGUGUAUGUGGCUAAAAUAUUGAAGGAAGAGAACUCAACGAUACACGUAAAAUUUUGAUGGCGAUCACACUGUAAACGUAAAUAAAUAUAAGGAUAAAAAAGUAUUCAAACAUUUUAAAAUGAUACAAAUUUUGCCAAUGGAUUGUCGGGCUAUGUUAGGUCUACAUUUUCGGUCGACUUGUGUUGAACUGCAAUGUAAUAACAAAAAAAAAUAUAACAACAAAGAAGUACGAAGAAAAGGCGCAGGAAAUCCUGUCAUUACCACAUUUUAUAUAAAUAAUAUAGGAAAGGGUUUUGCUCAUAAGAAACUGGAGGCACGGACAUAUCUCCGUAAUUAUAAAUUGAGAAAACUGCAACCAGCAAUAUAUUCAGUUUCCAGUGUUGAAUCAAUAAAUUCGACAAAUAUAUGCGAUACAAAUUUAGCCUGUGGUUCUUCCAAAUCGAAGCUGUAUUCUUCCAGUGUGACUAUAUCCGCUAGGAACUUACCUCUGAUUAAAAGUUCUUUGCCCUCAUAUUUAAUAACAUCAACAACGUCACCAAUUAAUAUGGCAAGUUCCGGUAAUAAAAUGCAAAUUAUAAAAAUAAUUGAAACUAUGAAAAAAGUAUUGCUAAUGCAUAUCUUCACAAAAAUAACUAUGACUGGAAAACAUCAUAUAAUAAAUUCCUCAAAAUUCGCUCUAAAUUGUAUAGCAAUGAUAAUUCGCAAAGUUUUAUUUGCACUCGUUCUUCUAUUUUGUGUGUUUCACUUCGGAGUUGUUUUGGCUGAUCAAGUCAUUUUGUUGGAUACAACAAGGGAAGCAACACUAGAGUGGACCCGUUAUCCAUAUGGGCCACAAGCUCAAACGCCAGGGUGGGUUGAGGAAUCUUUCACUGAUUUUGUAAAAGGGAUUAAUUGGAGAAGCUAUGUUGUUUGUGAUGUAGCAUAUAACAAUGUAAAUAAUUGGUUAUGGUCACCUUUUAUUGAUCGUGGUCCAGCGAACCGUCUCUACAUUGAAAUUCAGUUUACUAUUCGCGAUUGCUCGUUAUUUCCCGGUAAUGCACUAUCGUGCAAAGAAACUUUUAGCCUUCUGUUCUAUGAAUUUGAUGCUGCAACCCGUGAACCACCUCCAUGGCAGACUGAUAGCUAUAAAUUAAUAGCUCGAAUUGCUGCAGGGGAAGGUCGCUUUAAUCAAAAUUCCGACGUCGAUAUAAAUACCGAAGUAAAGAGUAUUGCCGUUACAAAAAAAGGUGUUUACUUUGCAUUUCGUGAUCAAGGGGCUUGUAUUAGUGUUUUAGCUGUGAAAGUUUACUAUAUAACUUGCCCUGCGGUUACAGAAAAUUUUGCGCAUUUUAAUGAAACACCAACAGGGAGAGAAAUAACAAUAAUUGAAAAACAAAAUGGCACUUGCGUAGAAAAUGCAGAACCUUACGAAACACCAACAUAUCUAUGCAAAGGAGAUGGGAAAUGGACUAUCUUAACUGGAGGUUGCCACUGCAAAGUUGGAUAUGAGCCUGAUCUUAUUAACAAAACUUGCAAUGAAUGUCAAAUGGGAAAGUUUCGUUCCAAAGAAGUUAACAAAUGUGUGCCAUGCCCUCCUAACUCCAAUUCAUCUAAAGUCGCAGCUGGGUUCUGCAAAUGCCUUCACGGUUUUUAUAGGCAUCCUCACGAUGGACAACAUAUGCCUUGUUAUAAGCCGCCUGGACCUCCAACAAAUCUAACGUUGCUAUUUGUUGACCAAACAAGUGCAAUUCUCUCUUGGAAUGCACCCGCAAAAGAUUUUUCAAUAUUGUCACAUUUAAAAAUUAAUGAAUAUCAUAACGAUAUUUUAUAUAAAGUACGCUGUCUUUCUUGCUUAUCGAAUGUUGUAUUUAAUCCAGCAACCGACACAUUUAACGAAACAAAAUUGACUUUAACGAACUUAGAACCUGUUACAACAUACACAAUUCAAAUACAUUCUUUAAAUGGAGUAUCGUAUAUAUUGGAUUCCAACAAUAAAAUUAAUGCUACAUUUCCCGACCAAAACAGUGCCGUAAAUGUAGCAGUUGUCGAUAAACAUUCAGAAAGUUCACAUAGUAUCAAUAAUGUGAAGUCGUCAGUAAGAUUAGUUAACAACCAACCCUUCGAUUUGACCCAAAUUAAGACUGAUUAUGCAGAAAUUGUAUUCACUACGGAAUCUGCUAUUCUGUCUACUGUAUUUAAUGUUCGAGUGGUUGCGACUACCAGUAAGGAAGUGGAUUUGGAAUGGGACAAACCUGUGUCAAGCGAUUCUCCUAUUGAGUUUUAUGAAGUGCGUUGGUUUCCUAAACCUGAGUUGGACACAUUAAACAAAACGGCGCUAAAUACAAAGAAAACUAAAGCACACAUAAACGGCUUAAAUGAAAACACCGAAUAUGGGUUUCAAGUUCGUUGCAAAACUCUAAACGGGUACGGAACUUACAGUAACAUAGUUUAUGCCCAAACACAUCAAGGAGUGCGUUCUGGUUACGACGAUUCAUUACAUAUGCGCAUUGUUGCAGGUGCAACUGUUGCUGUAGUUUUUCUAUUGGUAUUAGUCAUUGUUGCAACAGUUUUGUUUUUGCGUUCAAAACAUCAAGACGAUAUGGAUAAAAAGUCCAGCAAUCAUUUACCUCUUCCUCUAGAUUAUGCUAGCAAUGAAGUUCAUUCCAUGGAUACUACACCAAACGUUAAAAACAUUCAAUCCAAUGUGACUACGCCUUUGUUCGGUAACAGUCGCAGUUAUGUUGAUCCGCAUACAUAUGAAGAUCCAAAUCAAGCCAUACGUGAAUUUGCCCGCGAAAUCGACGCAAAUUAUAUAACCAUUGAAGCUAUUAUAGGCGGAGGUGAGUUCGGUGACGUGUGUAGAGGACGUUUAAAAAUACCACCAAAUUUCGUGCAAGACAUUGAUGUUGCAAUCAAAACCCUAAAACCAGGUUCAUCAGAGAAGGCUCGCUGUGACUUUUUAACAGAGGCUUCAAUAAUGGGACAAUUUGAUCAUCCUAACGUUAUAUACCUUCAAGGCGUGGUUACUCGUUCUAACCCCGUGAUGAUUAUUACGGAGUACAUGGAAAAUGGCAGUCUAGAUACAUUUUUACGAGUAAAUGAUGGAAAAUUUCAAACUUUGCAGUUAAUUGCCAUGUUACGUGGCAUUGCCAGCGGGAUGUCCUAUCUUAGUGACAUGAAUUAUGUUCAUCGUGAUUUAGCAGCUCGAAAUGUAUUGGUCAAUUCUCAGCUAAUAUGUAAGAUAGCUGAUUUUGGAUUAUCCCGUGAGAUAGAAAAUGCGAGUGAUGCAUAUACAACAAGAGGUGGUAAGAUUCCAGUUCGUUGGACAGCACCAGAAGCAAUUGCUUUUCGUAAAUUUACAUCAGCUUCGGAUGUGUGGUCAUACGGAGUAGUUUUAUGGGAAGUUAUGUCAUAUGGUGAGCGGCCUUAUUGGAACUGGUCAAAUCAGGAUGUCAUAAAAAGUAUAGAAAAGGGAUAUAGACUUCCGGCGCCUAUGGACUGUCCUGAAGCUCUGUACCAGUUAAUGCUUGAUUGCUGGCAAAAACAACGAACCCACCGACCUACUUUUUCAAGCAUAGUCUCAACUUUGGAUAACUUGGCUCGCCAGCCUCAAGCACUGCUGACAACACGAAAUUCUCCAGAAAACGAUGGAUCCCAUAUAUUAGAAGGUCAGCGAGGCCAUAAUAUAUUUAUAAGUACUGAUUUGUGGUUGGAAAACAUCAAAAUGUCCCGUUAUUCACAGCAUUUUAAAGAGGCUAAUUUAGUCACUGCUCAACAGAUUUCUCGGUUAACGGCCCAACAUCUGUCGGACAUGGGUAUAACUUUAGUUGGUCAUCAAAAGAAGAUUUUACAUCAAGCAAGACAGCUGGAUACUAUAAUUUAGGAUUUACGGUAUAUUCGUAGACUCAUUUAGUGUAAAUACAGCAUUGAUAUCAGAAAAAGCGUUCAAA
This is a messenger RNA of Ceratitis capitata (Mediterranean fruit fly), 4212 nucleotides long. RefSeq names its product ephrin type-B receptor 1-B (gene Eph). The record is from RefSeq and is a predicted model, not a curated record. Gene Ontology annotation, biological process: axon guidance; cell surface receptor protein tyrosine kinase signaling pathway; protein phosphorylation. NCBI's taxonomy places the organism in Eukaryota, Metazoa, Arthropoda, Insecta, Diptera, Tephritidae. Gene Ontology annotation, molecular function: protein binding; transmembrane-ephrin receptor activity; ATP binding. Gene Ontology annotation, cellular component: membrane; neuron projection. The transcript is spliced from 15 exons. The coding region runs from base 402 to 4145 and encodes 1247 amino acids.